AUGUAAUAGGAAUAUGACUAAAAAUACCGGAACAAUCCAAAAUAAAGUAAAUCACCUAGCAAAUGCAUUAGCUAAAUGUAAAUUAGCCUUUUGGGUAGUUUUUUGGUUUGCCUUUGUUAUUAAUUUAUUGAUGUUAAUAACUCCUCUUUACUCUCUACAAGUUCUUGAUAGGGGAGUGGAAAUUUAUAUACACUUUUAUGGUUAUCACUUAUCAUUGGUUCAAUUUACUUUAUCUAUGGGUUAUUACAAAUUGCUAGUAGGUGAAUGGCUUGAUAAAACUGUAUCCCCUGUGAUCUUUGGUUAUUCUAUUUCAGCUUCUGCUGCACGUAAUAAUAUGGCUGCAAGUCAAUUAUUAAGAGACUUUCAAGCAGUAAAGACUUUUUUAACUAGUACUGGUAUUAAUACUUUAUUUGAUGCACCUUGGAGUAUUAUUUACAUAAUAGUUAUUUUUUUAAUUCAUCCUUAUAUUGGUAUCAUAACAAUAUGUGGCGCUAUAAUUAUAAUAUCAUCUGCCUUUUUUAAUGCUGCCGCUACAAACAAAACACUUGGUGAAGCAACUGAAUUUUCAAUAAAAGGUAUGACCCAAGCAGAUAUUGCUAAUAGAAAUGCAGAAGUAGUUGAAGCAAUGGGUAUGAUGAAAAAUGUUACUUUUAAUUGGCAUAAAUUUAAUAAAGCAUCUUUAGAGAAACAAUCAAUAGCAAGCUAUCGUAAUGGAGUUAUUUCAAAUUUUUCAAGAUUUAUCCGUAAUAUAAUGCAGAUGGCAGUAACUGGUAUAGGAGCCUAUGUUGUUGUAACAACUGGUGGUAAGGAUAUGACUACUGGUGGCAUGAUUAUGAGCUCUAUUAUAGUAGGCAGAGCUUUAGCACCUUUUGAUAAUGCAAUUGAUUUAUGGAAAAAUAUGAGUGGGGCUCUUAAGUCUUAUAAAAAUAUUAAUCAAUUAUUUAAUAACACUAUAUCAAGGGAUGAGGCAAUGCCUAUUCCAAAUGUUCAAGGUCACCUUACUGUUGAAAAUAUUUUUUAUGCUGUACCUUUACCACCACAAUUAUUACAACAACAAUCUGUACCAAAAUAUAUUUUAAAGGGAGUAUCUUUUUCUGUCCAACCUGGUGAAAUAUUAGCAAUUAUUGGUCCGUCUGCAUCUGGUAAAUCUACUUUAGCUAAAGGAGUAUCUUUUUCUGUCCAACCUGGUGAAAUAUUAGCAAUUAUUGGUCCGUCUGCAUCUGGUAAAUCUACUUUAGCUAAAGUGAUAGUUGGGAUAUGGAAAGCGUCAUCUGGCACAGUAAGGCUUGAUGGUGGAGAAAUUUAUCGUUGGAAUAGAGAGGAUUUUGGUAAACAUGUAGGAUAUUUACCACAAGGUAUAGAACUAUUUAGUGGUACUAUAAAGCAAAAUAUUGCUAGGAUGGAUGAAAAUCCUGAACCAGAUAAAGUAAUUGAAGCAGCUAAAAUUGCUGGUGCUCAUGAAAUGAUUUUAAGGCUUCCAGAUGGUUAUGAUUCAGAUAUAGGACCUGGAGGAUCAAAUCUUUCUGGAGGGCAAAGACAAAGGAUAGGUCUUGCGAGAAGUUUUUUUUGUAACCCAAAAAUGAUUAUUCUAGAUGAACCUAAUGCAAAUCUUGAUGAAGCAGGUGAAAUAGCUUUAUCAAACUCUUUGAAACAAGCAAAGAUUAAAGGUAUAUCUGUCAUAACCUUCAAUAUUAUCAGUUGUAGACAAGAUUCUAGUAUUACAAGAUGGGGCAGUAAGUAUAUAUGGUACCCAAGAAGAGAUUCAGAAUCGAGU
This is a messenger RNA of Oppiella nova, 1774 nucleotides long. NCBI's taxonomy places the organism in Eukaryota, Metazoa, Arthropoda, Arachnida, Sarcoptiformes, Oppiidae. The record is from the annotation of a GenBank genome assembly.